Messenger RNA from Choloepus didactylus (southern two-toed sloth), 3867 nucleotides. RefSeq names its product protein ALEX-like. The transcript is spliced from 2 exons. The record is from RefSeq and is a predicted model, not a curated record. The coding region runs from base 58 to 720 and encodes 220 amino acids. Lineage: Eukaryota; Metazoa; Chordata; Mammalia; Pilosa; Megalonychidae.
CGCAGAGGGAGAGCCCGAUGGCGGUGGCGGGGGCAGGGCCGGGGCCAGCUCAGCCUGAUGCAAAGGCCGCCACGUGAGCCGGAGCCCCGCCCACCGCUCACCCCCGGCGCCCGCCACCGAGCUCGGGGUCUGGAUUCCGACCCCAAGGGCCUGGGUCUCCUCCCCCAGCCCCGGCGGGACAGCGGGACCCUAGGCCCUCACCAGCGGCGACCUGACCUUGAGCCUUCUCCUCUACGUGUCCCGCCCCCACUAUGCCAGAGUUCCAGAAGAGGCCGGAAAAGAGCAAUCGGACGCCCCUUCUUAAUGAUGGGGAAACUGAGGCCUGGAGCCCGGCGGUGGGAGGCCCAAGGUCACCCAGCGACCCAGGCAGCACGCCGGGCCGGCCCAGCGGUCUCACCUCCAGCACCACGCGGCCGAGCGGCUGCCCGUCGGCGCCCACGUCCAGGCCCUGCAUGCAGGCAGAGAGACCUGCGUCUCUUCACGGUGGCGCUGAGAGUCAGCCCGAGAAAGGUGGAGAUCCGAGGCGGGAAUAGAGAGCCAGAGGCGGCAGGAGGAGACAAGCCAAGACACCUCCCUGGUGGCCAAGGACUUCCUUGUCCUGGCCUGGGCCUGUCUCCCGACUGUUCCAAAGACUACACGCUCUUCCAGCAAGACUGGAAACACAGCCUGGACCUGUCGUGCUCACACCAGGCCCCCAGGCCUUCCCCAGGACCCGUCUGACUCCCACUCCCCUGCCCCCAUAGGCCGACAGGAGCCAGGGCAGUCAGCUGCCUGCCGGCUCCCCUCCCUCCCCCACAGACCCCAGCACAACCCUUGGGGCUGACUGCACCAGACCUGCAGGUAGCAGAGCACAGCGGCCUUUCUACAGGGUGUGCAGAAAAACCAUGGAAAAAGAAAGACAGAAGAGAAGGGCAACUCAUGGGAAGGAGUUGUGGCUAGGGACAUAUAAGCCCCACAGGCUGGCAGUGGGUUUUCUGGGGACCUGGGGGGGCAGUGAGAAGCCCACAGUGAGUGGAUAACAGAUCUGGGCCCUGGGAGAGCUCCUGGGCCAACGCCGUUACUAUCUGCAUGCAAAACUGAGACCCAGAGAGAGAGAAGGGACUGGUCAGGGCUGGGCGAACCUGUGCCAAUUCUCCCAGACUUCUCUGGGCCUCAGUUUCCCCAUAUGUACCAGGGACUGAUAACAGUUCCCCUGCUGUUUUCCAGUUCUGUUCUGAGGAUAAAAUGAACACAAGAGAAGGAUUUGUUGACUGUUAUGAACUGCAUCUGUGAUGGGCAGAAUUCACAGUGCCUUUGCUCAGGAUUUGGGGCUCAGAUGGCAGAGAGCCCCAGAUGCAGGUGCUCAGAAGCCAGAGGAAGCUAGGAAAGGGGGUAGGGGCUGAGCCUUGGAGGCAGGUGGGCAUGAACGGGGUCCAGCUCUGGACUAACCUGCCCCAGACCCUGAAUCAGCUCAUGGGAAGGGAUCAGUGCUGGCCCAAGCAAAUCCAUAAGGCCAGAGCAGACUGUCCUAGACUCAAGAGAAUCCUAGCCUGGCUCCUAUUCCAGAAGGUCACAGCCUCUUCUCUGUAUUCCUGGCACAGUAGGGGCCUGGCAUUCAGGGAAGCACUAGAUGAUCCCGGAGCCCAGGAGCUCCCCAGGUUCCAGCUUGGGAAGGCUGUGGCGCUCUGGGGAGAGGGGAGAUAGUUUCCGCCUGGGGGGAUCAGCCUGGAGAUGACCGUGUUCGAGGGGCAGAGGAACAAGCAUGUUGAGAGGACAUUCCAGAGGAGGAAUGAGCCAAAGCCAGCCCAGAGCUGAGAGAGGUCAGGGCUCCUGUAUGGAAAGGCUGAGAUGUUGACAAUAAGCUGAAAGGCCUGGAAGGGCCCAAUCACAGAGGCCUGACAUUGUUGGGUAGCACUGGGGAGCCAUCGAUGGUGCCGUAUCCCAUCCGCAGGACCUGCAUUGGGCCCCAGCCGCCUUCACUCAGGCCAUUGCCACUCUUCCUACCUUCUUUGGAAAAUCAAACAUCAUCACUACCUCCUACUUGAGCCAGAGAAAAGUUUCAUCUUCCCCAGCUGCCUGUUUGGCUAUGAAGUCAUCCCACCUCUGCUGUCCUCCACGGUGUUAGGAGGAGAGACAGUGCCUGCGGUGAGCCAUGAGCUGAAAUAUGCCCAGGCCUUGAGGGCUCCAGCCCAGGUGAUAUUGGGCAGGUGUCAGUAGUCACCUGGUGGAAAAGCUUUUGAUGGCCUCUGUAUCAUCCUCGAAACAGCAGCUUCUCUCCACUCUCCCCAAGUGACUUCUUACCCAGGUGUUAAUGGCUCUGUCACCCAGAGAUCCUGGAACUCUGCCUUUGGGCCUCACAGAGCCGAACAGUCAGGUUGUGCUGGGCUCAGAGGUUUUGCAAACUCAGACACCCACCCAUGCCGGGCGAGGCUGUAGGGAGUGAGGGGAGGUGGCACCGAGGCCAAAGGGCUAACGCACGCCCCAAUUAGAGAGUCAGCCGCGGCCUAGCCCAACAAUUGUUGCAUGUGGGAAUGUGGGUCCAGGGUGACCAGAUCUUCACAUGUUUCAAUAAAAGCUAAAAUUUGGGGGUUUAUGGAAAUCUCCCAAUUUUUAAAUUUUGGAAACUAAUUUUAAAAUAAAAUAAUUAAACCCAGAAUCAGCCAUAGAUAAACAUGCCCACAGUCCAGAUGAGGCCUCUGGGCCAGUAGUUUGCAAGCUCUGUUCUCCACUGUACAGAGAAUUGAAGCUCAGAGAGGGGCAGGCACUUGCCCACGUCACACAGCAGGGCAGCACCGGGUCGGUGGUCAGAACCUCUCUCAACUCAUGCCCUUCCUACCAUGUGCUGGGCCCUGUGCUUCCUCCCAGGGACAAAGAAAGGGGCGGGCAGUUACGCUGCAGCGGGAUUCAAAGUACUCUUGAGAAACGUCUCCCAGGAGGCCCCGCGUGAGUGCACAGCAGGGCUGGUAGUAUGGGGCUUUCCCAAAGGCUGGGGUCAUUGCCAGUAUCAGUCCACCCACGGUCAAAGGUGGAAAAUGGUCCCCAGGUGGGAGGCCUUGGGCUUCAGUUUCCUUAGCUCCGUCUGAGGCAUCUGGGGUUGUCGCCCUCUCUGGGUUGUUCGCCCCCGGCCCCCCAACUCUCCAUGAAGUCCUUCCGAAUGCAUCAGCCUCAGGAGGGCUCUGGGUUCCUGCCGAAUGUGAGGCAGGGGGGGACAGGAGGGGAAGUUCCUGCUGCAGGAGGCCAGGACGGGUGGACUCAGAGAGAGGCCCCAAGGGGAAGGUCUGGGGAGGCUCUCCUUCCAGAGGCCAGCUGUGCCUUAGAAGACACAGGUGUGAUAUCGGCUGUGAGCAGUGCAGUGGCAGGGACAGCCAGCGUGGCCUGGCAGGGCUCUUGGGUAAGGGACACCCACAGCUGCCUGGCUCUUGUACAACUCAUCUGUCCAUAACCUGAAGAAGCCUGCCUUCGGGCAGGCACCUGGCUUGGUGAUUGUGUUCCUGAUCCCGUCUAGUCCACAGGCUGACUGCAAGGGGGUCUGCGGGCCCCGUGUUAUGGAUACUGGCUCCAAGGCUCAGAGGGAGCCCGUGGCUGGCCCAAGCCCACAGGAGUGGCAGGUGGCUGAGCUCCAAAGCCAGCACGCUGCUGGACCUUGGUGUCCUCGCGAAUCUACAGUCAGCCUCUGGCCCUGCAGCCUUGGCGUGCAGUAGUGCAGGCCGACAACUGGGUCCACGCAGCCCUGAGUAGGUUUAGUCUGUUCCUGCUGAGGCUCAAUGGGAAAAGUCACUGGUCGGCAGGACCCAAGAGGUCCCCGAGCUCAGGCCCAGACUCUCCCUUUGUACCUGCACUAUCCACCUUAUUUACUAUUUUCUUUUUUUUCUCUCAAUACAUCCUUAU